AUGGCAAGAGCUGCAAACCCUUCUCAGAAGAAAUUUCCACCUCAAACUAUGUUGAUCGGAUCAUUACCCAACCUCAUCAUAAUGGACUUCCAGUUAUUUCAGAAUUCAUUCACCGGCGACUUGGUUACUCCUGAGGAUCAAGAAUAUGCUGCAGCAAUCUCUCGAUGGGCCAUUAACUCUCAGCGAAGGGCGAAGAUUGUAGCAUUUGUGAAGAGCCCAGAAGAUGUCUCCUUGGCCCUCGAUUAUGCCAGACGGACUAACUUGCAAGUUGCGAUCCGUGGCGGAGGACACAGCCCAUCUGGGUCAUCUUCAAGUGAUGGAGGUCUCGUUAUUGACAUGUCACGUCACAUGUGCCACGCGAAAGUGGACCCGGAGCAGGGGGUAGUAUAUGUUGGCGGUGGUGCAACCUGGGAGGUUGUAGAUAAGUCUGCGAUCUUACAUGGGCUAGCCACACCUGGUGGGACUGUCAACCACACAGGUGUAGGCGGGCUUACCUUGGGCGGGGGCUACGGAUGGUUGUCUUCUGCUUUCGGUCUUGCCCUUGAUAACCUCAUUCAGGCAACCGUUGUUGUUGCAGAUGGCUCUAUCCUCACUGCGAACAAAGACGAAAACUCCGAUCUCUUCUGGGGGAUCAGAGGCGGAGGCUCUAAUUUUGGCGUUUGCACUGAGUUCGUACUCAGAUUGCACCCACAACGCCGCCGUGUGUUCGCUGGCACUCUUGUCUUCAAGCCAGACGUCUUGGAACCUCUACUAUCUUUGACUGAAAAAUGGUGGGCCAAAGAACCUUGCGAAAAGGAAGGCAUGGUUCAUGUGAUGACUCGGGGACCCGAUGGUCAACCCUGUGUUGUUGUAUUUUUGUUUUACAAUGGUUCGGAGCCUGAAGGAAGAGCAACUUUUAAAGCUGUAUUUGACCUAAAGCCUUUGGUCGAUACAACUUGUGAAAUGCCAUACGAAGAAGUCAAUACUUUACAGAAUGCUGCCGCACCACACGGCCGUGCGGCCUACAUGAAAGGAGUGUACCAAACUAAGCCCCGCGUCGAUGUUAUCUUGCAGGCAUUUGACAGAAUGGUGGCAUUGUCCGAAACCCGUGACCUGGAAGUGGCUAUUCUCAUCGAGUAUUUUCCGCUUGGGAAGAUCACCGAGGUGACUAAUGAUGCGACGGCGUUCCGUCGUGUUCGUGCCGGAAACGUUUUGUCCCUAGUUUAUUGGGAUGAAGAUACUCCUGAUAAUCAACAAAGAGCUCGAGACAUUGCUUGGGAGUUGUCAAACAUCGUCGUGAAAGGACAGCAUGACUUAUCUGAGGUAGACAACACUGGCUACGGAAAUUAUGAUAGCGACAAGGUUAUUCUCACUGGUUCGCAAAGAACCGAACGGACUGCUGUAGGCGGAAAAGCCAGAGCUCUAUUUGGAGAAAACUAUCCUAGGCUUCAGGCCAUCAAGAAGCGUUAUGAUCCUGAUCUUACGUUCUCUAGUUGGUUUCCAAUAAUACCAUCCGCAUAACAGUGACACCUUCUACAGCACUCACUAGCCGUUAUGUGAGCCUAAUACCAAUCUCAUCGUUGACUUGUCUCUUGUUGUUUUUGUUUUGUCGGAAAAUGUCACCUGGAUACGAUGUAAAUUGAAAGCAUUUACUAAACUUAUCUAUCAGGUGAUACGGUCCUGAUUUCAUGAUGUUGAUGGUACAGCCCAUUUAAAUUUCCUCGGGUGAACCCUUUCGAGUUGACCUUUGUGGGCGUAAACACCGCUCUCUGAUCACUCCGAUUGCCUUGUAUAAUUCUUUGCAUGCUAAAAUAAAUCAAGUCCAAAAAU
Molecule: messenger RNA, 1809 nt
Organism: Serpula lacrymans var. lacrymans S7.9
Lineage: Eukaryota; Fungi; Basidiomycota; Agaricomycetes; Boletales; Serpulaceae
Exons: 10
Coding region: 1-1500 (499 amino acids)
Molecular function (GO): oxidoreductase activity; FAD binding
Source: RefSeq, a predicted model, not a curated record